AUGGAGGCCGAACUACAUUACCGGAUCCUCCAAGGUCGGGAGGGUGGUGGUGUGGCUCCGACUUCCCAUUUGCCGCUGGACUACUGGGAGAAGGAGAUAAUACUCCGCUUGGCGGCGAAGGCAGGGAGACCUCUAGCUUUGGACAGUGCCACGGAUCAAGGGAAGAAGCGGGGCUUCGCAAGGGUGAAGGUUGAACUGGAUAUAAGUGCUCCUCUCAAGCCAGUGGAAAGGCUGUGCGGCCAAGGACCCAGCAUUCGUUCGCAGCUUGCGGCAAAGCGACUGGAGCCAUUGCCAGUGGUCGAUCUCGGCCACUUGAACCAAAACUCCGCGGGCAGAUCUCGUGUUAUCGAAGACAUAGGGAAGGCUUGCCGGAAACUGGGCUGUUUCCAGGUCAUAAACCAUGGUAUUGACACAUCAGUCAUGGGCGCUCUCGAAGAAGCUUCCGGGUUUUUCGAAAUGCCCAAGGAAGCAAAAGAAGCAUUUGCAUAAGAUGACAUCAUGAAUCCUGUGAGGUAUGAGACAUGCUCAGGGGAUGGUAUCAGCAAGACGAGAGAAUUCCUAAAACACUAUGCUCAUCCUCUCAGUAAGUGGGUCCAGUUCUGGCCGCUAGACCCACAAAGCUACAGGGAAAAAAUGGGACAGUAUGCAAUCGAAAGCAGAAGAUUAGCCAUUCAACUGAUGGAUGCCAUACUGGAAAGCCUGGGAUUGGGUCAGGGGUAUCUGAAUGACAAACUUGAAGAAGGAAUGAAACUGCUGGCCAUCAACUGCUACCCAAAGUCGUCCCAGCCCGGUGUAUUGGUUCCUCAUUCUGAUUAUGGCUUUUUAACCAUCUUGCUCCAGACUUGUCAAGGCCUUCAGGUCAUGGGGAGCAAUGGCGAGGCCUGGAGAGAAGUCCCACAGGUCCUAGGAUUCCUACAUGUCCUUAUUGGCGACUACCUACAGGUGCUGAUCAGCAAUGGCCUAUACAAAAGCGUGGUCCACAGGGCACUUCUGAACACUGAGAAGCAAAGGUUUUCGAUAGCCAGCAUCCACAGUCUUUCUAUGGAUGAAAAGGUCGAAGUCGCCAAAGAGCUGCUAGAUGAGCAACGGCCCAAAAAAUACAAAGAGAGCAGUUUUUGGAACUACCUCUCAGCCGACGCUAGCAAGGAGAAACGCUUCAUAGAGAGUCUUAGAAUCGAUGGAAGCUUUCCUUGA
Messenger RNA from Phoenix dactylifera (date palm), 1194 nucleotides. Lineage: Eukaryota; Viridiplantae; Streptophyta; Magnoliopsida; Arecales; Arecaceae. The record is from RefSeq and is a predicted model, not a curated record.